Glycine soja is the source of this 1567-nucleotide messenger RNA. Its product is annotated as 1-aminocyclopropane-1-carboxylate oxidase homolog 1-like. The coding region runs from base 172 to 1278 and encodes 368 amino acids. The record is from RefSeq and is a predicted model, not a curated record. The transcript is spliced from 3 exons. NCBI's taxonomy places the organism in Eukaryota, Viridiplantae, Streptophyta, Magnoliopsida, Fabales, Fabaceae.
GGAAUCCUGAGAAAUAAACAAGGAUGCCUCCAAUCUAUUCACUGUCUAGGAAAACUCCAAUGAAAACAUUCUUCAUUCUCUGUUCCAUAUACUCACUCUUCAAUCCUUGUGUUUUGAACACUUCAUACUUACUUCCAUUGCUAUGAUUUGGUGCAUAGAAAGCCUCUAAAUAUGGCAGCCACAAGCACGGAUAAGUUGGAGGCAGGAACAGUUUCAAGUUAUGACAGGAAAAGUGAAAUCAAGGCAUUUGAUGAUUCAAAGACUGGUGUCCAAGGACUGGUAGAAAAUGGUGUAACAAAAGUUCCACUUAUGUUCUAUAGUGAAAACUCUAAUCUCAAUGAUGGCGUAACCGGUGCAUCAUAUUCAAAGAUCAGCAUCCCCAUAAUUGACCUCACAGGCAUCCAUGAUGAUCCUAUUUUGAGAGAUCAUGUUGUGGGAAAAGUUAGAUAUGCAUGUGAGAAGUGGGGCUUCUUUCAGGUUAUAAAUCAUGGAAUUCCAACUCAUGUUUUGGAUGAGAUGAUCAAAGGAACUUGCAGGUUUCACCAACAAGAUGCAAAGGUGAGGAAAGAGUACUACACUCGCGAAGUAAGCCGAAAAGUUGCUUAUCUUUCCAAUUAUACUCUUUUUGAAGACCCUUCUGCUGAUUGGAGGGAUACACUUGCAUUUUCCUUGGCACCUCAUCCACCCGAAGCUGAAGAAUUUCCUGCAGUUUGUAGAGAUAUUGUGAAUGAAUACUCAAAGAAAAUAAUGGCUCUUGCUUAUGCUUUGUUUGAGUUACUGUCAGAGGCUCUUGGCCUUAAUCGCUUUUACCUUAAAGAAAUGGAUUGUGCUGAAGGGCAACUUCUUCUCUGUCACUAUUACCCAGCAUGUCCUGAGCCUGAAUUAACAAUGGGAAAUACCAAGCACUCAGAUGGUAACACCAUAACAAUACUUUUGCAAGACCAGAUUGGUGGCCUUCAAGUUCUUCAUGACAGUCAAUGGAUUGAUGUACCUCCCAUGCAUGGGGCUCUAGUAGUGAACAUUGGGGAUAUUAUGCAGCUCAUGACUAAUGACAAGUUCAUUAGUGUUCAACAUAGAGUUUUAGCAAAGGAUCAAGGUCCUAGAAUUUCGGUUGCAUCCUUUUUCAGAACAGGUAUAUCAAGAGUCUUUGGUCCAAUCAAAGAAUUGUUAUCUGAAGAACAUCCACCAGUAUACAGAGACAUUUCUUUAAAAGAUUACAUGGCGCAUCGUUAUACAAGUGGCAGUGGAACUUCUGCACUGUUACACUUCAAGUUGUGAUCAUGAAAAUUACAAGCAAUCUUGAUGUUAUUUUGAAAUUAAGGGAACUUUUGUUAUCUGUAGAUAUUGAACACAUGUAUCCGGAAAUUUACAAUAACUGUCACACACUGCUGAGCCAAUUAAGGAAUUUGGAUCUCAUUCUAGUGAACUUUAGGGUGUGGCUUCUAUUACCUGAAAUUAAAAUAAAGUAGAUGCAAUAGCUUGCUGUAGAUGGAUUCAAUCACUUUCUUUUUUCAGAAAUGAGAACCGAGUUUUUCAGACCAACUAAGGAUUGAUGGUGAUUUUGUGA